Molecule: messenger RNA, 3354 nt
Organism: Triplophysa rosa
Lineage: Eukaryota; Metazoa; Chordata; Actinopteri; Cypriniformes; Nemacheilidae
Gene: pgm5
Product: phosphoglucomutase 5
Exons: 11
Coding region: 461-2164 (567 amino acids)
Biological process (GO): carbohydrate metabolic process; myofibril assembly; striated muscle tissue development
Cellular component (GO): cell-substrate junction; adherens junction; cytosol
Molecular function (GO): phosphoglucomutase activity
Source: RefSeq, a predicted model, not a curated record
CAGAGCGUUAGCUGAUUAUAUACAGUUUUGUAUCCUCCCUGACUUUGUCACGCUAAAUGUGCGGGUGACAGCUUGGUAAACGGGUGUUGGUGGUCGUAACUCAAUAUCUUGGACUAUUUCUUUAACAUUUACAUCCACUGUUCUAUAUAUUUUGGUCUCUUUACCACGGUCCGUCCCGGUGCGAUGAGAAGGCAGCUGUCUCACACUAGUUUUCCAAAGAAGCGUCACUGGACGCGUCUCAAUAAUCCACUCUUUCACUGAGGCGCACUGCGCUGUGGCGCACCCUUCUCGCUGCUUCUGUUUCGGCAAGUUUGAGAAUCCAAUGCCCCGUUACUUUUAAAGGUAGGCCUAUUUACAACACGUUGUAUCGCACCUCGUUCUUUAUUCCGACAAGUGUGGACAAUUUUUUCAACAAUAAGAAGAUAAUCCUCAAACGCCCACCGGAGGGUUUCAGAAGACCAUGGAGACUAAUCCAAUACCCAUUUUGACUAUUCAAACUACCCCUUUCGAUGACCAAAGACCAGGAACAAACGGGCUACGAAAGAAGACAGCGGUUUUUGAAAAUAAAAAGAACUAUCUCCAAAACUACAUCCAAAGUGUCUUGUCCUCCAUCGACUUGAGGGACCGUCAAGGAUGCACUAUGGUCGUGGGCAACGAUGGAAGAUACUUCAGCCGAACUGCGACAGAAGUCAUCGUACAAAUGGCAGCUGCCAACGGGAUAGGACGUCUGGUCAUUGGACACAACGGGAUUCUGUCCACCCCAGCUGUCUCCUGCAUCAUCAGGAAGAUAAAAGCCAUAGGUGGGAUUGUCCUCACAGCAAGCCACAGUCCAGGAGGCCCAGGAGGAGACUUUGGCAUCAAAUUCAAUGUCGCCAACGGAGGACCUUCUCCUGACACUGUGAUGGAGAGGAUUCAUCAAGUGAGUCGCACGCUAGAGGAAUACGCCAUCUGUCCUGACCUCCACAUCGACCUGUCCCGCCUUGGCCGCCAUGACUUUGAUUUGGAGAACAAGUUUAAGCCCUUCAGAGUUGAAAUUGUGGAUUCUGUGGAGAUUUAUCUAAACAUGCUGCGUGGGAUUUUUGAUUUUGGGGCCAUCAAAAGUUUGCUAACAGGCCCAGAGCAGCUUAAAAUUCGGAUAGAUGCUAUGAAUGGAGUCAUGGGGCCCUAUGUCAGAAGAAUCCUAUGUGACGAGCUUGGGGCUCCAGCUAACUCUGCUGUUAACUGUGUCCCUCUGGAGGACUUUGGAGGCCAGCAUCCCAACCCUAACCCUGCUUUUGCCGGACCACUGGUGGACUCUAUGAAAGGGGGAGAGUUUGGCUUUGGGGCUGCUUUUGAUGCAGAUGGGGAUCGUUAUAUGAUUAUGGGUCGAAAUGGAUUCUUCGUGAGCCCAUCAGAUUCACUGGCAGUGAUGGCUGCAAACCUUUCCUGCAUCCCUUACUUCAGUCAGAGAGGGGUACGGGGAUUCGCUCGCAGUAUGCCAACCAGCAUGGCCAUUGACAGGGUUGCUAAGGCUAUGAAGGUAGCUCUGUAUGAAACUCCCACAGGCUGGAGAUUUUUUGGCAACUUGAUGGACUCCGGGAGAUGUUCCUUCUGCGGUGAGGAGAGCUUUGGAACAGGUUCAGACCAUAUUCGGGAUAAAGAUGGCCUUUGGUCGGUUCUGGUGUGGUUGUCCAUCAUGGCUGUGCGUAAGCAGGGGGUGGAGGAGAUAGUAAGAGAUCACUGGGCCAAAAUGGGACGCAACUACUUCUGCAGAUUUGACUAUGAAGGGGUGGAUGGCAGGAUGGCGUAUUACCUCAUGAGAGAUCUGGAGGCUGUUAUCACAGAUAAAACCUUCACCACUCAGAAAUUUGCUGUAGGCAGUAAUGUCUACAUUGUGGAGAAGGCUGAUAAUUUCGAGUAUAUUGACCCUGUGGAUGGAAGUGUAUCCAGAAAACAGGGCCUAAGGAUCAUAUUCACAGACUCCUCCCGAAUCAUCUUCAGACUGAGUGGAUCUGGAUCUGGAGGCGGGGCCACCAUCCGCAUCUAUGCUGAGAGCUACGAGAGAGAUCCAGAGAGACACAACAGAGAGACUCAGGUUGUGCUAGGCUCACUUAUUGCCAUUGCCCUAAAGAUCUCGAACGUCCACGAACGCACUGGACGCAGAGGCCCCAACGUCAUCACCUGAGACCAAUCCUGCACUGUACACCAGGGGCCAAGACAGGAGCCGUGCGAUAGCCUUCUUCUCAAGAUUUAAUCUUCACACUUUCCUCACACUUCAUCUGAUCCUUUUUUCCAUUUGCCUUUUCUGUUACUUCAACACCACAAAGAAUGUGCCUGCUUUUUGUUCUGCUGUUUCACCAUAAUUCCUCCCUUUUUAUUUUUUCCAUUUUGUCUUUACAAGGGCCCCUGUAAGGUUUUUACUUCUUUGCACAUAUUUACACUCAUGUAAACCACUACAAAAACCCAAAAGGGAGCAAAAGUGUUUUCUUCAUGCGGUUCUUUACCUUGUUCAAUACUUGGAUGACAGUGGGUUAGAAACACAACAUUAUGUCGAUCACUUGGGAUUUAAUACUUAAUAUUGAUUUAAAUUAGCUUGGUCUAAAUCCAAAACAUUAUGAAUUCAAGUGUGCUUUUGUUUACAAUGAAGAAAGUAUUAAAUAUAAUGAAUAAAAAAAUAAGGGAGCAAUGUUGUUCACUAUUUACUUAUUUUCCUGUGGAAUUAAUUUUAGAAAUGUAAUAAUAAUACAACCCAGCAGUGAACCACACCACUAAAAUUUUCAAGAUAAAGUGAAUGUUCCUUUUACAGUUUUACAUCCUCAAUUUGAAUCUGGUAACACUGGUUUUGAUUUGCAAACUUGUUCCACUUGGAUUGUUCUGUGUGAAAUGAACCAUUUUCACUUUUGGGUCCUAUCUGCCAUGUAGUUAAACAUAUCAUAAUGCUCGCCUUGUAUAUGUGAAAAUUACUUUGUCCAGCUCAAAGUUUUAUUUCAAAAUGGAAACAUUGUGCCACUAUGACAAUUACACUAAUAUAGGUUACAUGCAUUCCAUUAUGUGAUGAGUUUCAAGUAUAUUAUUAUUGUAAUUAUUCUUACUUGACACUGCUAGCAUUUAAAAUACAUGUUUUUGAGCUGAGACAUUAGUGUAAGGUAUUGCAUGUAGAGUUUAAGAGUGCAUUUUACAUAACAAUUUACUUUAAUUAAAGAUCCUAAAAAGGCAAGGAUAAAUUAUAUGGGGACUCAAAAGUGAAAAAAGAAUGGAAUUCACUGCUACUUUGAUAUAAGAGGGUAUUAAAGUAAAUAAAUGACCACGGCCUUAGCUGUAAUUAUUUUGUAUCCUAAAUCUGACAUAAAUAAACUUUAUCUUUUGUGUGUCCUG